Plasmodium inui San Antonio 1 is the source of this 3612-nucleotide messenger RNA. RefSeq lists its product as hypothetical. Lineage: Eukaryota; Apicomplexa; Aconoidasida; Haemosporida; Plasmodiidae. Bases 1 to 3612 code for a protein of 1203 amino acids. The record is from RefSeq and is a predicted model, not a curated record. The transcript has a single exon. Gene Ontology annotation, molecular function: protein binding.
AUGAACCGCUCAAGCGCUAUAAUCUACUUUAAAGAUCUCGGGGUGAGGAACCCCCCUCCCCGAUGGGGCUUCAAAUCGGGCAGCGCCUGCUUCAAGGGCAUCCUCUGGGGAGGGACAAACGUGCAAGGGAAGAGAUCCGGAGCGACCCUGGGACAGCUGAUUGACAGGAGGAAGAACGAGUUAGACCUUUCCGCUAGUGAAGAAGUAAUUCGAAGGUACAAGAGAGCAAACAUAAGGAAAAUACUCAAGGGGGGAACAAAACCGGCAGAGUUGCAACAGGGUGCAAGUGAACAGAGUCGCACUCAACAGGGUGGCAGUCAACGGGAUGGGGCAGGAGAGACGGAGUGCCAUCCAGCGGAACCACCCCAUAUGAUGCGCUCCCCCGUUCAGCUUCCCAACUCAGAGAAAAAAGGCACCGUUCGUGGGGACAACAAAACACUGCAGCGUUACCCAUCGAUGAUUAGCAAAGGCAUGCUUGACGCAGACACAAGAGGAUUACACAGAAGAGACGACAAAGAAGCUGCACAGGACGAACAUGCCAAAGAUGCGGUGGAUAAAUUAUUCACCUCAAGGGAAAAGAAGAAACACCUCAUGAGGAGAAUCAUUUUUAAAAGUUGCCACGAUUAUUUGGAGCUUAUUGACAAACAUGAAGAAGAAAGGGGUAGGGACGAUGAUAAGUUUUAUAAUUGCCUGAACAGUGCAGGUAAAAAUGGGGAUACGUCUUUCAACAGGGAGGGGAAAAUCCAAGCCGAGGGAGAGACCCCCCCAGGUAGUAGUGGUAGCAGUGGUAGCAGUGGUGGCAGUGGUAGUAGUGGUAGCAGAGGUAGUAGUAGUACUCCUCCAAUCGAUGAUGGGUACCUAUUCGAGGUGGAUAAUGAUCCGAGCAGUGACGCGAAUGUGAACGUCGGUUUGGCCCUUCCAAUGGAACAUCCCAGACUGAACGUUUCGAUUUUCUCAGAGGUAGGCAAAAAAGACAUCCUCGAAUCAUGCAAAAGGAGAAGGAACAUGCAAAGCGAAAUCAACAAGAAUAGUGAUGCCAGGAAUAUGUUUAAUAGGGAUAUUUAUUUUUGGCUGAAGCGGAAGGUGCACAGGUCCGUCGGGUGGCAGCUGACCCCGGGCAAUUUGAACAGAGGCGAGGAGGUCAUCGACGUGACGGAGCUCACGUGCGCCGCGGGCCAUGGCCUAGAGGGGGGAUCCCCCCCGGGGGUGCAGUCUGAGGCGGGCGCAGCGGCGGUCCCCAAUCUGGGCGGCAAUUUGGGCGGCAACGCGAUUGGCAACGUGAAUGGCAGCGGGAAUGGCAACGUGAGUGGCAGCGGGAAUGGCAACGUGAAUGGCAACGUAAAUGCCAGUGUUCACGGCGAGGCCGACCGCAGCAUGGAUCAGAUUAUCGCAGAGGAGAUGGCCGCGCCAAAGUUGCUGAGGCCAGGCCAGGGGAAGGACCCCCCCAGGGGGACCUACCUGCAGAGGAGGGCGGCACCGCUCCACUUUUUGAGCAGGCUUAGCAGGAAAGGGGCGGAUAGUCCCCCCAAGGAGAACAGCCAGGAGGGCAGCCAGGAGAGAAGCCAAGAUAGCAGACAGGAGAAUACACAGGAGAGCAAUCAGGGGAGCAACCAAUCGAGCCGCCAACCAGGUGGCCCCACAGAGGCAUACCAAGGCAUCGUGGACAACAGCACGAACAUCUUCAAGCAGAUACGAGAUAACUAUGAGCUAUUCAAAGAAAGAAACCUUUCGCCGAACCUCCUCGAGAGCUGCGAAAAGUACAUCAAUUAUUACUAUGGAAUAGAGAAGGAGGAAAAAAUUAAAGAACUGGAAAAGUAUCUGCAUCUAAAUUUUUACGACAUGGUAAAGGAAGGACACUACACCAUGGAUGAUUAUAAUCGUCUGCUAAAAAGCCAAAUCUUUUUUAACAAAGAAGAAGAAGCAUUUCGCCAUUUCAAUCUCUUUAAGCAGCAUGACCUCAGAGUGAACGUUGAGACGUAUAACUGCUUGAUGUAUGCCUCCAUUAUGCAUAAGAAUGCAAAAUUGGGGAGACUAAUUUAUCUACAAAUGAUAAAAGACGCUGUGAAUCCGAACAAACAUACCUAUUGCAUUUUGAUGAAGGCUCACAUCUUGGAUAAUGACAUUCGAAGUGCCUUCCACCUGUACAGGAAAAUGAUAAAAGAAGAUAUAGAGGUCGACUUACCCGUCUAUUCUACCCUCAUUGAUGGUCUGCUAAAACACAAGCACUAUGAAAGAGCGGAAUCAUUCUUCAAUUACAUCGUUACGUAUAGAAAUGUCACCCCUGAUGAGGUCCUAUACACCAUUAUGAUUAAGAAGUGCGCCUACAAGGGAGAGGCUGAGAAGUGCCUCAAUUUUUAUGACGCCAUGGUCAGUAACCAUAUGAAGGUUACCGACAUAACUCUCAUUGAGAUUAUCAACUGCCUUUCAAAGAGGAGAGAUUACUUCUCUCAGGUGUUCCAUUUUUACAACACCUACUUGGCCAACGAAAUGAGGGUUAACCAUCGAUUGGUGCUGUACUUGAUCGUGGCCUGUUCCAGUACAGGGAAUGUGAAGCGGCUGAAGGAGGUCUUGAAGAGUGCAAAUCGGCACCGAGUUCGCAUCACGGAGGAGAUGUGCUGCUACAUCAUACGUACCUUUGCGAACAACUGCCGGCGGGAAGGCAUCACGCUGGGUGAGCGCCACAACAACAUCCGCUACGCCUGGGCGGUGGUCCAAGAGCUGCUGCGUAGAGGGGGAGAAGCGGUGGGGGCAGUGAGAGCGGCGGAAGAAGCUGUUGUAGACAGGGCAUCAAGUGCAAUGAAUGCUGGGGGCGGUAGCCCAAUUGGUGUUAGUACGACUAGUGGUGGAGCAGCCAAUCCACCCCGCGUUAACACCCCCCACGAUGGAGGAGUCACUCCCCUCCGCAGCGGCACGAAGAUACUAAACAGCAUCGUGCAGUUGUACAUAAACUGCGAUUACCACGACUACGCCAUCAGCAUGCUGAAAUACUACACCCAAUUUGAGUGCCUCCCGGAUGUCUACACCUUCGGAUUACUCUAUAAGCUUCUGUUCUACAAAAUGGAGGACUAUGGACGGGUUCUUUGUCUCUACGAUUACAUGGUGAAUCAGACGGGAGUCAAAGCAGAUGAGAAGACCCUAAACCUGGUUCUCCGUGCAGCCAUCAAAACGAAGUCUUCAAAAAGUACUCUCUAUGUUCUACGCCAGAUGUACACAGCGAAGGUGUACCCCACAGCGAAGACGAUAAAAGAGCUGUUCCAUGUCGGCCGACACAUAACGGACAUACAGAUUCUUAUUAACAAUAUGAUAUCGCAGCAGAAGCGGGAAAUCUAUGAAGAAAAUGUGAAGGAGAGUCAACUGAUUCAACUGAAUAUUGAUGAGUAUGAGUUGAAUCUGUUUCGGGAGGGGAAGACGUUCAGAACCAAGUCUCAGCUGGACCAAGUAAGGGAGCAAUUCUUUAGGAGGAAGGAGCGCGUCGAGAAGGAGAAGCGCAUGUCCAAAGGGAAGAAGUCCUCUGACUGGCUGCCCUACGGCCAAUAUCUGCAGCGCAAGCGCAAGGGCGGCGAGGCCUACGCACAACGGGUGGACCGCCCGAAGCCGCUACCUAUUGGUUAG